Pyrenophora tritici-repentis Pt-1C-BFP is the source of this 528-nucleotide messenger RNA. RefSeq lists its product as uncharacterized. Lineage: Eukaryota; Fungi; Ascomycota; Dothideomycetes; Pleosporales; Pleosporaceae. The record is from RefSeq and is a predicted model, not a curated record.
AUGCCCUUUAGCCUCAAGCAAUCGCCACCCCCAUCUGAGCAACAACAGCCUGAGAACGCCGAUAGGAGAUGUCCAAAGCACGAAUGUCGAUGGAUCACCCGAGACAAGCGCAAUGUCAGGCUUUAUGACUGCCAGAACCGUGCAGAGAUACCUUGUCCUGCAUCGGACUAUCCUUGGACUCAGCCCAGCACUGGCCAUAUCAUACCAGCCUUGUCUAUGGAUAACUGGAAAAAGAGGCAGCAAGAUGACCACGACCUUUUAGCAGACGGAUCCAUCUCCUCCUCUGAAGAUGUAGAUGAAGUAGUAGAGGAAGACCCUCUCAACAAGGUAAAACUGACUCGUAGGAAGACGCGACAAGGAACAUGUUUCGCGGAGGGUGGCGAUGAUAUUGAAGAUGCGCAACCAGAGGAACCGGAGGAGAAGCGGAUGAGAAGGGAACCAGCCAACGCGGGAGAUCUGAAGUAUUUCCCAGAGGACUGUUUCCAAGACGGUGAUGGGAAGUGGUGGAAGCAUGUGUCUGGCGAAUAG